AUGCGUGGCGUCACCUGUGCAUUAGUGCUAUGGGGGUUUCUUUUUGUGAAGGCCGACGAACAUGAUCAUCUAUACCAUGAUGGUGAAGAAAUUGUUCUGUGGAUGAACACAGUUGGUCCUUACAGUAAUAGACAAGAAACUUACACAUAUUUUUCGUUGCCAUUUUGUCGUGGACCAAAGCAAUCAAUUGGUCAUUACCAUGAGACGCUGGGAGAGGCCUUGUUGGGUGUUGAACUAGAUUAUUCUGGAUUAGACAUCAAAUUUAAAGAAAAUGUGGAAAAAAAAAUAUUUUGCAAAAAGACUCUUAGCGAAGAGGAUUACAAACAGUUCGUCUAUGCUGUACAAAAUAACUACUGGUAUCAGAUGUAUCUUGAUGAAUUGCCUAUGUAUGGUAUGGUCGGUGAAGUUGAUUCGUCAACAACUCCACCCAACUAUCGUAUUUUUACCCAUAAAAAGCUGGAAAUUGGUUAUAAUGGAAAACAAAUUGUAGAUGUCAAUGUAACCUCAGAUGUACGCAUUACUCUGACGCCUGAUUCAACGAUUUCAUUUUCAUAUGAAGUUGUUUGGAAAUCGUCCGGUGUUGAUUUUAAUAAACGUUUUGAUAAAUACUUGGAUCCGACCUUUUUUCAGCACAGAAUACACUGGUUCUCUAUUUUCAACUCAUUCAUGAUGGUGAUAUUUCUUGUUGGAUUAGUGUGGAUGAUACUAAUGAGGACGCUGAAGAAAGAUUAUGCUCGUUAUCAGAAAGAUGAAGACCUUGAUGACAUGGAGCGAGAUUUAGGAGAUGAAUACGGUUGGAAACAAGUUCACGGAGAUGUGUUCAGAACACCAUCUUUUCCAAUGCUUUUUUCUUGUCUAGUUGGUACUGGAUAUCACGUUUUUACAGUUGCUAUCAUCACUAUUAUUCUUGCUAUUAUUGGCGAACUUUAUACUGAGAGAGGGUCGUUGUUAAGCGCUGCUAUUUUUGUAUAUGCUGCAGCAUCUCCUGUCAAUGGUUUUACCGGUGGUUCUAUGUAUGCACGAUUUGGUGGCAAACAAUGGAUACGUCAGAUGGUAAUUGGUGCGUUUUUGUUACCAGUCUUUGUGUCAUCAGUGGCAUUCAUAGUCAAUAUUGUUGCUAUAUCAUACCAUGCUUCUCGAGCCAUUCCAUUUCCAAUUAUGCUUGCUGUAACCGCCAUUUGUUUAUUUGUCAUUCUUCCUCUAACUUUAGUUGGCACUGUACUUGGUCGCAAUGUCAAGGGGCAAACUGAUAAUCCAUGUCGUGUAAAUGCUGUUCCGCGACCGAUUCCAGAUAAGAAGUGGUUUUUAGAGCCGUCACUAAUUGUUCUUCUUGGUGGCAUUUUACCAUUCGGUUCCAUUUUUAUUGAAAUGUACUUCGUUUUCACAUCAUUUUGGGCAUACAAAAUAUACUACGUCUAUGGUUUUAUGUUGCUUGUUACCCUGAUUCUUGCGAUUGUUACGAUGUGCGUCACAAUUGUUUGCACUUAUUUUCUUUUGAAUGCUGAGGAUUACCGAUGGAGAUGGACAAGUUUUUUAGUGGGAGCAUCUACUUCUAUCUACGUUUAUUUGUAUUCAAUUUAUUAUUUUCUAUUCAAGACAAAGAUGUAUGGGCUUUUCCAGACUGCAUUUUAUUUCGGAUACAUGGGUCUAUUUAGUGCAGCCCUCGGAUUGAUGUGCGGUACUAUCGGCUACUGGGGUGCAGCCAAAUUCGUUCAUAAAAUUUAUUCGACUGUAAAGAUCGACUAA
This is a messenger RNA of Thelazia callipaeda (thelaziosis nematode), 1746 nucleotides long. Lineage: Eukaryota; Metazoa; Nematoda; Chromadorea; Rhabditida; Thelaziidae. The record is from the annotation of a GenBank genome assembly.